UAAUUCCAAGUAUCACUUAAGCAAAACAAUGAUGGCUGGUGUUAGUGGCAGUAGCACUACUCCCUUAUUGUGCUCUUUGUUCUUUAUUUCUUCCUUACUUUUUGCUUCCUGCACCCAUGCCUCCUCCCAGGCACCUCCUCCAAUUGUGGAUGGACUUUCAUGGGAUUUCUAUAGGACGAGCUGUCCCAUGCUUGAAGGGAUAGUGAGCAAGCAUCUCCAGAAGGUGUUCAAGAAGGACAAUGGUCAAGCUCCUGCCUUACUCAGGAUCUUCUUCCAUGACUGCUUUGUUCAGGGUUGCGAUGGGUCGAUAUUGUUGGAUGGAAGUCCAAAUGAAAAGGAUCAACCGGCAAACAUAGGGAUAAGGCCAGAGGCUUUGCAGACCAUUGAAAAUCUUCGAUCUCUUGUUCACAAGCAGUGUGGAAGGGUCGUCUCUUGCGCUGACCUCGUUGUUCUAGCCGCACGCGAUGCUGUUUCUCUGUCAGGGGGGCCAAUAUUUCCCGUGCCACUGGGAAGAAAAGAUGGUCUAACUUUCAGCAUAGACGGCACAGGAAACCUUCCGGGACCGUCUUCCCGAACCGGCCAGCUCCUCGACAGAUUUGCCGGCAGAAACUUCGACGCCACCGACGUGGUCGCGCUCUCCGGCGCUCACACCUUCGGACGGGCCCACUGCGCCACAUUCUUCAGCCGCAUCAACCAGACGGACCCACCCAUCGACCCUACCUUGAACAACAACCUCAUCAAAACUUGUCCCUCUUCCCAGUCCCCCAACACGGCCGUGCUUGACGUGAGAACCCCCAACGUGUUCGACAACAAGUACUACGUUAACCUCGCCAACCGACAGGGUCUGUUUACCUCGGACCAGGACCUGUUCGGUGAUGCCCGGACUAAGGGAAUAGUUAACUCCUUUGCUGAAAACCAGAAACUGUUCUUUGAAAAGUUUUCAAAUGCUGUUGUUAAGUUGAGUCAGUUGGAUGUGUUGACCGGGAAACAAGGACAGAUUCGCGCCAAAUGCUCCGUCCCCAACAAGAAGAAGGUGGUCACCUCUGUGGUGGAAGAAGAGGGAGUGGAUUUAAGCGCUCAGAUGUGAGAUUAAUUAAGGAAUGUUUGUUUGUUAAUAAAUUAAUGACCAUGUUUCGUAGUAGACUAGUAAUGUGAUGUACGUCAGUUACAUAAAAGGAGUUUCUCCCGUGUUACUACCUGCAUUCCUGCAAUCCUUAAUUUCUAUGUUUAGAAUGUUUUUUAUGACAUGUUAUUGUGUUCAAGGACAGUUUUAUAAAAUGAGCCCCUCUUGGUUAAGGGUUUGGAUUGUCUCCA
This is a messenger RNA of Glycine soja, 1314 nucleotides long. RefSeq names its product peroxidase 12-like. Gene Ontology annotation, biological process: hydrogen peroxide catabolic process; response to oxidative stress. The transcript has 3 exons. Gene Ontology annotation, molecular function: heme binding; peroxidase activity. Bases 29 to 1087 code for a protein of 352 amino acids. The record is from RefSeq and is a predicted model, not a curated record. Lineage: Eukaryota; Viridiplantae; Streptophyta; Magnoliopsida; Fabales; Fabaceae.